Molecule: messenger RNA, 872 nt
Organism: Tachyglossus aculeatus (Australian echidna)
Lineage: Eukaryota; Metazoa; Chordata; Mammalia; Monotremata; Tachyglossidae
Gene: FOXR1
Product: forkhead box R1
Exons: 5
Coding region: 1-801 (266 amino acids)
Biological process (GO): regulation of DNA-templated transcription
Cellular component (GO): nucleus
Molecular function (GO): sequence-specific double-stranded DNA binding; DNA-binding transcription factor activity
Source: RefSeq, a predicted model, not a curated record
AUGGACGUCCAGAAGCCCGACUUCUGGCUCCAAUUCCACGGGCAGGCCCCGGGCCUGUUGAACUGGGCCAUGGACGAAGAACUAAAACUGCUGGUCACCUCAGACCAUCUGCCUCCUGACGCCGACCCCAGACUGUGGUUGUGGGUGAACCCCAACAUCGUCUGCCCCAUCACUGGGAGCCAGAGGCCGAGGAGACCACCAGGCCGCACCCUCCGGCCUCCCUCAGGACCACCACCCUCUGGCUCCCUGGACUGUGAAGAGGAGGAGGAGGAGGAGGAGGAGGAGGAGCCGUUGACCUCUCCCAGCGAGUGGGAGAUGUCCAGUGCGGACGAGGAGAACGGGGAAGAAGAGGACACCCCUUCCUCACCGUCCCCACCGCCCCACCGGUCCCAAGCUCGGCUCCUGCAGCCGGUGCGGGUGGGGGGCGUCUGGCCCCGGCCCCCCCUUAAUUACUGCCACCUCAUCACCCUGGCACUUAGAAACAGCCCUCCCUGCGGGCUCAACGUCCGACAGAUCUACGACUUCACCAGGCGGCAUUUCCCUUUCUUCCAGACGGCCCCCGAAGGGUGGAAGAAUACCAUCCGCCACAACCUGUGCUUCCGCAGCAGCUUUGAGAAGACCCCAGGAGGGGCCGGGGGGCCCGGCGGCCGCCCUCGCCCCCGCUCCUGCCUCUGGAGACUGACGGCCGAAGGCCACCGCAGGUUCGAGGAGGCGGCCCGCGCCCUGACCGCCACCCGGCUCCACUCCAUCCAGCAGAGCAUGAGCGAGCCGGGGGUGAUGCCCACACUCUUUGAGCUCUGAUUCAGCCAGGGUUGUUGCCAGAGGGGCCUGUUUCUCCUCCGUACUGCCCUAUCCUGCCACCCCCAACCUUC